GGCGCCGCCGUGGUGGUUUCCCUCCGGGCCCACCGUCCCACGCACGCUUUAUUACCUGCCCUGCCCCGCGGUCGAUCCCCGGCUCCCCGUCCUCCUCCCCGACGAAGCGAAUAGGCCGGCCCCAACGCGCCGCCGCCCAACCCAGCUCGCCCUCCCCGUCCGGCCGCCCCCCCUCGCCGUAAUGUCAAGGUCCUGCGAGCCACGAAAACCGGACUGGGGUUUCCAGCUGAACCCACACGCCGCUCCCUUCGUUCCGUCCUCGACGCCCAGCUUCGCAUUCGCAGCUGCAUCCGAGACGCUCAACCAGACGACCGGCUCCCAGAACAAGACCGGCAGCACGACCGACGACGAGGCCACUCCUGACAAGUCCGCCGACGCCGAGUACCAUCUCCCGGACUCGCUGUCUCUGGAUUUCCACGCGGAGAGCCUGCUGGCAAAGCCCAGCGUGUCCGCCGAGCCUCUGUCUCUCUCCAGAGCGGAGGCCGCCGCCGCCGCUGCUGCUACGGCGCCCGACUCGUCGGUACGUUUGGGCGGUGGUUCGGGUGUUCAUCACCUCCCCGGCGCCGUGUCGUGUCUCUCCCACAUGUUCCCCGACGUGUCCGUCGACUUCAUCGUCCACGCGCUCAGGCUCCAGGAGUUCGACUUCGAUUUUACCGUCGACAUGCUUUCUCACUUGUGUGAAGCCUAUGGUUAUGGCCAUUCUGCUGAAUGACAAGCGCCAGUAUCGAGGCAUCCAGAAGCCUUCUCUACCAACUUGCAAGAUAGAUGACUGCCGAGAUAUUGGAUGUAGCUCCUCUGAAAGCAAAAAGAGACUGUAUGUGCCCAGUACCCACUAGAGUAAGAAACUGUUGCUGCCGCACGAGGACUGGUGUUGUAAAUAUAACUAGUGUUGGAUGAGUCGAUGAUGAUAUCCUGACUAAAAAAUUAAUAUGUUGAGAUAGUUGAUCGAUCGA
Molecule: messenger RNA, 953 nt
Organism: Zea mays
Lineage: Eukaryota; Viridiplantae; Streptophyta; Magnoliopsida; Poales; Poaceae
Product: DNA polymerase V family
Exons: 3
Coding region: 182-712 (176 amino acids)
Molecular function (GO): ubiquitin binding
Source: RefSeq, marked validated